Argiope bruennichi is the source of this 4965-nucleotide messenger RNA. Its product is annotated as armadillo-like helical domain-containing protein 3. Lineage: Eukaryota; Metazoa; Arthropoda; Arachnida; Araneae; Araneidae. The transcript is spliced from 26 exons. Gene Ontology annotation, biological process: regulation of Golgi organization. The coding region runs from base 152 to 2173 and encodes 673 amino acids. The record is from RefSeq and is a predicted model, not a curated record. Gene Ontology annotation, cellular component: cytosol.
GCGGCGUCGUGGGCAGCGCAUAGUGGAGAUGUAAAAAUAUUAGUUUCGUAAUUGUUGUCGUUUAAUCUGAGCAGCUGUGACAGACCACGAUUUUCAUUAUCUUUGAUCGCUGCAUAUUUCUGGAUUUUUGUAGUCUAUAUGACAUAAAAAUAUGAGUAAUUCUGUGAUAAAGAAUGAAGGAUCAAGAAGGCCCUUGAAGGAGAAAAUUGUCCAAAUAUAUGAAGCUUUUUUUCGUGGAGAAGAUCCGUCGUUGGAUAAUAUAAAUUUUUGGGAUGAAUAUUUUCUGCUGAGGCCAAACCUAUAUUUUUUGGAGAGUCAAUUUGAAGCAAUGACAUAUGAAGAAAUUUCUAGCCUCAAAGAAACUAUAAAUAAUUUGUUUUACCAGUGUGUUCGUAUACUGAAAGAUGGAAAUCAAAUACGUUGCAUGAAUGCCAUACAGACAUUAUGUGCUCUUGUUCAUGGUGUCUAUGGAAAAGCCCCUGGAGAUUAUGGUUUUGAUGUAAUUAACCUUUUAAUUGGUUUCAGUUCAGCUGAGCAUCUCAUGCAAACUUUGAUUGAACGGCUGUCUCAUAUUCUUUGCAAUGAAUAUCCAUCGAAUUUGAAAUCUCUAGUCUUAAAAUUUUUAUUGAUUUUAGUUACUGCUACUGAAAACGUAAGUCAAAAUACAUUGCUGGAGUAUCUUAUGAUGAAUAGUGCAUUUGAAGCUAUUAUACAGCUUUUAAAUGACACAAAAUCGAGACAACAUCAUGGAUAUGAUGCUGUGUUGUUAUUAACAAUACUUGUCAAUUAUCGUAAGCAUGAGGCAGCAAAUCCAUACAUUGUAAAAUUGUCAAUUAUUGAUCGUGAAAUGUCUUUAAAUGGGUUUGGACAGGUUGUUUCACAGUCUUUGUCAGAUUUUAACAGAAAAUUUUGUGAAGAAGAGCUUGAAACCCACUACAAUUUCUGGUCAUCAGUGACUACAUUUAUUGAAAGUAUGUUUGUAUCUGAAGAACGAGAGGCGGAUAAGCUUAAUAUUAGGGCAAAUAAUGCUGUUCUGCUUGCUUUAUAUGAAGUUGUUCAUCUGAAUAGGAAUUUUCUUAUUACUCUUACCCAUUGCCAAGUUGAUGCUUCAGGCUCAUCUGUGUCUCCAUCUCCCUCUGAACCUAUUGAUAUGAUAAAUUCUUCUCCAUCGAAAGUUGAAAAUGAACUUCCUCCUUCGAAUUUGCUGGUCACAUUCUUAGAAUUCUCAUCAAUUAUCAUGCUGAAUACCAAAGAUGAAUCCAAUGUGAAUACAUGCAAAUUGUGUUUCAUUAUUCUUACUUGUAUAACUGAGGAUCAGUAUGCCAAUUCUAUUAUUCAUGAUGUCAAUUUAGUUUACAAAGUACAGCUCCACAGGAUGCCAAUGCGCCAUAGAAAAGUUUGCCAUGACCGAAAUGGUUCUUUCCAACCUCUUGCUUGUCCUAUGUUAGAUUUGAUGGUAGAAUUCAUAUUAAGUCACAUGACAAAAAGUUUGCCAUUUGAACUGUAUUAUUUAUGUCUUGGUGUAAUUCAUCGAAUUCUAUGCUAUCAGAAAAAAGGUCGCGUCCGACUGCAGUACCAGUGGAAAGAACUUUGGACAGCUUUAAUUACUUUGAUUAAGUUCCUUAUGACACAAGAAGCGUUGCUGGCCAAGAAUUGUAAUAUUUUCAACCUUUCUAUCCAGGUCAUGAAUACUCUAAAUCUGUUCAUUACAUUUGGUGAUACUUUUCUUCCCUCCCCUUCUUGUUAUGACGAACUUUAUUAUGAAAUUGUUAGAAUGAAUCAUGUAUUCGACAAUUUGUAUUCACUAACCUUGAGAUAUACAACUUGCGAUGGUGAAUGGAAAGAAUAUGCUGCUAAAUUAAUGAAUAGUCUUGUUAAUGUCAGGGCUAUCAUUAAUCAUUUUACUCCAAAGAUUGAAUCUGUCUUAGCUGAUAAUGGUCUAUCUGCUUUAACAGAAGAUCAGGUACUGGAUGUGGUAAGGAACAAUUACGAUACUCUUACUUUAAAAUUGUAUGAUAAUCUUGAUCAAUAUGAAAAGUACACUGAAAAACCCAUAGAAUCGGCAUUUUUCACACCAUUGGUUCGCAGUAUUAUCACUGAAUAUAGGACUUCUUUGAACUUUAAAUCCUUAGAAAUGCAAAGAAUUAUGAAGGAGUUUUCCAUAAUUAGUUAAAAAUAUUUAUUAAUUUGUGCUUGUACAAUUCAAUUUGUUCCGGAUAAGAGCAAUGAAUUUUAUUUUAUCUUGCUAAUGAAAUAUUUUAUAACUAAUGAACAUAUGCAAUUUUUUACACAUUUUUUAAGAUCAAUGACUCUUUGAAUACAUAUAUAUAUUUCAGUGCUAAUUAAGAAAAACUGAAAUCGUCCUAAAAUGAUAAUGUAUACUUUGAAAAAGAUCUUUGAACUGUAAACCUAUUCGUCAGUUGUGAUAAUUAAUACUCCCCCUCAACUUAUCUGUUGUGUAUUGUAAGCACUACUGGAUACUCAUCAUUAGAUUGCUUAUCAUAAAUUAUCGUUAUCAUUUAGUUAUCGUUGUUUUAAUUUUAAAUAUGAUUUUGCUUUUCAUUCGAAUGCAUUUUUAUUUUCAUAGUCUUUGAUACCUCUUUAUUUUUGGGUUGCAUUUAUUUAGGGAACCUGAAUAUCCCAUUUAUAAAAUUUUCUCUUGAUUGAGUGAAAGAAUCUACAUAGGAGCAUUGAUACCUGAUGUGGCAAACCACUAUGUAUUCUGCUUUAAUUUUUAAAUGCAUGUAAUUCGAAAAUUUUUCUCAUAUCUAAAAAUGUAUAUCAAUUUGUUUCUUGAAAUCAUUUUAUAUAAAUAUUAUCGCUUUUGAAGAAUCUCUCAAAAUUUCUAAAAAUGCGGAAUUGUGAAUGUUUUGAGAGUCCAUUACUGUUUAAAAUAUCUUGUUUUGCUUAUUGAUUUCAAUGUGCUUAAUCAUAAAUUAUUGUUUUUAUUGUGAUUUAAAUUGGAUUACAUGAAGUUCUAGUUCGUGUGAAUUACGUUCAGUGUAAAUUUCAGAGAAUCGUUUUAUACUUCUGAAAUAAUAAUUUUUAAAAAAAUCACAAACUUAUUUAAAGAGAUGUCUAUAAUAGAAAAUUGCUGAGAUAUUACCAACCUUGAAUAAAUUUGGAAGUAUUUGGGGCAGAAGAAUCAUUUUCAGAAAAUAAUGAAUCUAUUUUCUUAUCUCAAUAAAUAAGAUAUAUCUUUUAUUAUUUUAGUUCUUUCUAUAUCAGACCUUCUUAAACUAUUAAUAAAUGUCCCUUUUCUUUUUCAAAAUGUUUUCAUGGCGAGGGUUCUUCCAAAAAACUUAUCCUCCCCAUCGAUUCCAGUGUGCAUACUCGGAGAAGAAUACUCGAAUGAUAUUAUGAAUUAGAAGUAAAUUUAAUCACAUAUUUAUAUUUCAUAUAUUUGAAAUAUUUUACUUUCAUAUUACAGUGUUUAAUUUUUUUUUUUUUUAAAUUUUAAAAAGGUAACCGAACCACGUGGGUUCUUUUUCCCUUCAUAAUAUUGGUUUGUAUUCCAAUUGAUUCCAAUUCCAAAAUCCCAAUUUGAUCAUGCGUUUGAAAAUUCUUGCUCUAUAGCAAUGGAUUUUAAUAAAAUGUGCUUAAUCUGUACAGAAUCCAUGUAAAACUAAUUUUUCUUCCCUUGUCAGUUAUUUUUCAACGUUAAUUCGAACUAAUAGGAUUUUACCGUAUUUAAAAGUGUAGGUCAGUUACAGUAGUUUAAAAAUUAUUGCAAAGGAAAUGACAGUUUAUUUCUUGUUCACACUAAUUUUACUCUACAAUUUAGAUUCUAAUAUUUUGCAUUUUAUCUUAUUUUAAUAUUAUUUGGCAUAGCUUUGUUUUAUUUUUAAAAUUUGUUUAAUUAAUGCGUUUAUUCGAAAAUAAUAAAACAAAAUUGUUUUAUGGGCGAGUUGUAACCAUAUGAGUUGCAUGUUAAAACCUAAUAUAACUUAGAGUCCCCCACCAUAAUCAUCCGGAAAUUUUUAAUAUUCCUAAAGAAGAUAGUGGAUACAUAUUUUGGAAUUCUGUUUAAUGGCGUUUUAACUUUUCAUAAGAAAAAAAAAUCCUAUGAUUUUUUUUUUCUAAUGAUUUUUUGGGUUCUUGAAAAGUGAUUAAAUUCUCAAAAUUUGUGGAAUACAGAUCUUUAGCAAACUUUUAAACCUAGCCAAAGAGCAUUUUGCUGGAUUACUGAUUUAUUUUUAAUCUAAAAUCGUUAGAUUUAACUUUAACUAGUUUACUUCUUAAAAAUUAUUUUACAAAAAGAGAAAGAAGUUGUGAUGCUAUAAAAAUCUUAAAAUAAAACUAUUAUUUCAUCAGUCAUGUUGUUUUCAAAUAUUUUUGCUUCUGAUUAUGCUCCAAUUGACAUAGUAUGUACUGAAUAUUCUUUAAAUAAAGACAUUUCAUUAUUUCAGCAGACCAAAUUUAAGUUCAAGAACUAAAUUCCACUAAGCUUCCAAAAUGUUUUGUUAUUUGAAUGUUCUGGAAUGCGAAAACAAAUCCGAACAUUUUCUUGGAAGAAAUUUAUAUCUGAAACUGAAACUGCAUUUAAAAUCUUCUCAAAAAUUUGAAUCUUAAAAAGUGAUACGUGAUGACAAAAUGAAGUAUCAUACUAUAUCAGAUUUCUGUUAUUUAAUGCUAACUGACAAAGUGAAUUAACUUUCAUUUUUUAAAUUUCUUGAAUAUUUUCCCCACUUUUGAUUUUAAGAAUUAUUGAUAUACUUACUUAUAAAACAUUGUCAAUCUAAAAAUUAUUUUUCCCUUGCACAAAAUUAUUCUAAGAAUCGUAAAUCAUUUUAUUAGUUUUUUUAUUUUAAUUCAUAGAAAAUUUAUUGCUGUAUAUUUUGCUAAUGGAAUUCUUUCAGUAUGCUUCAGAUAUUUAACAGUCCUUUGAAUUUAACUUAAUAUAUACUAUUUUUGUAAAAUUUGUUUUCAUACUGUAGCCUUUGUAAAUAAAUGAUGUAAAAUUUA